CAAGGCAGGGAAAGGCCCUCAGGAAAGGGAAAGACCCUGGGACUGAAGACAAAGGUGAAGAACAGACAGUCUUCAAGAAAAGGAAAAGGCUCUGGGAUUGGAGACAAAGGUGAAGAACAGACAGUCUUCAAGAAAAGGAAAAGGCUCUGGGAUUGGAGACAAAGGUGAAGAACAGACAGUCUUCAAGAAAAGGAAAAGGCUCUGGGAUUGGAGACAAAGGUGAAGAACAGACAGUCUUCAAGAAAAGGAAAAGGCUCUGGGAUUGGAGACAAAGGCGAAGAACAGAGACAGUCCUCAGGAAAGGGAAAAGGCUCCGGGACUGGAGACAAAGAGGACCAGACAGCCAAGGGCAACACCAGGCAGAGCUGCUUCUAAGUGAGGUGGGUCCAGCAAGCAGGACCCAAACCCAUGGAAGGUGAGCUUUGAUACCAGAAGAAAGUUGGGCUGGAAGAAAAGUGUUUUGGAAAGAGAGGCUGGUGUAACUGGCAGAAUCAAAGAUGAUGGCUAAUACAUGGCUUCUUGUCUUGGUAUUACAAUUACUACAUGGGGUGACAGGUUCCUUGGUAAAAUUCAACAAUAGUGGGUUUGAAAACGUUGUUAUUGCAAUUAAUCCUCAGUUACCAGAAGAUGACAAAAUUGUCAGCAAUUUAAAGGAAAUGGUUAAAGAGGCAUCUACUUAUCUGUUCGAUGCUACAAAACAAAGAUUUUACUUCAAGACUAUAAAAAUUAUAGUUCCUUUGACAUGGACAAGCAAACCUGAAUACGGAAGACUAACCAUAGAGUCCUAUGAAAACGCAGAUGUCAUAGUGGCAGAUCCUUUCCUGAAAUAUGGAGAUGAUCCAUACACAUUGCAGUAUGGAGGAUGCGGAGAACAGGGACGAUACAUUCAUUUCACAUCAAACUUUCUGACAAAUGACAGUUUGCAUGAUGUUUAUGGACCACGAGGUAGAGUCUUGGUCCAUGAGUGGGCUCAUCUAAGAUGGGGCGUAUUUGAUGAAUACAACAAUGAUGCACCUUUCUAUGCUGCCGGACAAAACAAAGUUGAAGCAACAAGAUGCUCAGCUAAAGUCACAGGAAAAUAUGUAUUCUCAACUAAAGAUGGAAAAACCAGAGCAUGCAAAUAUGAUCACCGAACUCAGCUGUAUGAAGCAGGGUGUCAAUUUAUACCAGAUAGAAAGCAACGUACCCCAGCAUCUAUUAUGUACAUGCAAAGCCUUUCUUCAGUUACUGAGUUCUGUGACAACAGUAGCCAUAACGUUAAAGCAACAAAUAUGCAUAACAAACUGUGUGACUACAGAAGCACCUGGGAAAUAAUCAUGACAUCUAACGACUUUGUCAGUUCAUCUCCAUCAAGUGCUCCUCCACCUGACCCAAUCUUCUCCUUGCUACAAACCCAGGAUAGAGUUGUGUGUUUAGUACUUGAUGUUUCUGGUAGUAUGUCUUCAUAUAAUCGCAUUAAUCGACUGAGGCAAGCUGCAGAAAUAUUUAUCCGUCAGAUUAUUGAAGCAGGUUCCUGGGUUGGAAUUGUCACAUUCAAUAGUGCUGCAACAAUUCAGACUGGUCUACAACAGAUAAUCAGUGACAGUGUGCGUGAUUCUCUUAUACGUGUUCUGCCUAAGUCAGCUGCUGGAGGAACUAGCAUCUGUUCAGGAGUGAAAAAAGGAUUUGAUGUGUUUUUACAGAAAUAUACAAGUACUGAAGGAUGUGAAAUUGUGCUGUUAACAGAUGGAGAAGAUCCAACUAUAAAUUCUUGCUUUAGUGCUGUUGAAAGUAGUGGGUCAAUAAUUCAUACCAUUGCCUUGGGACCAAGUGCUGCAAAAGAACUAGAAAUGUUGGCCAAUAAGACAGGAGGUUUGAGAUUUUCUGCUACUGAUAACUUGGAUUCCAACAGCCUUAUAGAAGCUUUCACUGGAAUUUCUUCAAGGGAUGGAAAUAUCUCCCAACAAGCUAUUCAGCUUGAAAGUAAAGGUCAGAGCAUCAAAAGCAUGGAGUGGCUGAAUGGUAUCAUAUCCAUUGAUAAAACUGUGGGAAAUGACACUUUCUUCAUAGUUACUUGGAAUGAAAGUACAUAUGCACCAGGAAUAUUCCUGACUGAUCCAAAAAGAAAAAAGUAUAGUCACACAGACUUUGUAAUUGACAGUACCAAUCAUCAUAUGGCUCGACUCAAGAUUAAUGGAACUGCAGAGGUUGGAGAUUGGGCUUACCAAAUUCUCAAUACACACACAGCACCUCAAGUCAUAUCAAUGACAGUCACCACUCGAGCGGCAUCUCUAACUGAGCCCCCAGUGACUGUGAAGUCAUAUUUGAAUAAAGAUACUAAUAACUACCCUAAUCCAAUGAUCAUUUAUGCAGAAGUGAGUCAAGGUUUUUUGCCUGUUACUGGUGCAAAUGUCACAGCCACGGUUGAACCAGCAUCUGGAGCUGCUGUUGAGCUAGAAUUAUAUGACACUGGUUCAGGUGCUGAUAUUCGUAAGAAUGAUGGAAUCUACUCAAGAUAUUUCAUAUCUUUCAAUGGAAAUGGAAGAUACAACAUAAAAGUACGUGUCCAAGGGAAAGAUAAGACUGUCAGGCGUGUCCGGAGAUAUAGUCAAGCUCUAUAUGUACCAGGAUAUGUAGAAAAUGGUGUAAUAAAAAUGAACACACCAAGACCUGAAGUUAGUGAGGAUGAAAUCCAACCAGACCUAGGAAAUUUCAGCAGAAUUGCAUCAGGAGGUUCUUUUGUACUGUCAGGAGCUCCUUCAAGUAGUUCAAGUCCUCCAGAUCUCUUUCCACCCUGUAAAAUCACUGACCUAGAAGCACAGUUAGAAGAUGAUGAAUUCCUUUUGUCAUGGACAGCUCCUGGGAAUGACUACGAUACUGGAAAAGCAGAAAGAUAUGAAAUAAAAAUGAGUGAAAAUCCCUUGGAAUUAAGAAAUGCCACCUUUCCUUUGGCCAUUUCUGUGAACACAUCUGGUCUGACAACUGAUUUUGCUGGAGUUAAACAAACCUUUCAAUUUAAGCCUGAAAACUUCACAAAAGUAAAUGGCACCGCUAUCUACUUUGCAAUCCGAGGCAUUGAUGACAGUAAUAAUGUUGGCGAAGCAUCCAAUAUAGCAAGAACAGUUGUACUUGUUUCCACAUUUCCUACUUCUCUCCCUACUACAGCUGAAAAUUACACUACGGCCUCUCUUGCUUCUUCCAAUAAAGAAAACAAGAACAGCAUCAUAAAUACAACUACGAUUAUAGUGAUCAUAGUAUGUGCUUCUGUAGUUAUUAUUUGUGCUAUUGUAAGUAUAACAAUUUGUAUUUUACGAAAACGGAAAAACAGAAAUCCUGCUACAGGAAUGUAGUAACUUGACUUCUAAGAGAAAUACUGUGCAGUAUCUUGGCAUCCACGUGCAGAAGACACACCAAGUUUUUUCACAGUCCCCUCUAUUGCUGCAGCUCUCUCCAGUUCCUGGAAAGAUCACUCCUGGGGAUGCAGGAUCCAUGCAGAGAAACAUCUGUGAGGCUUGAUAGGCUGGAGUGAAGAGGCACAAGGGAAUGAAUAUCCUGCCUCCACCUCCUGCUCUUUGUGAGCUUUGCUUGUGGAAAAGGAAGGAAAAGUGAUUUCAGCUCCUUGACUUACUUCACUCCAGCCUUUUCACCCCAAAUGGCUGUUCCUACAUGUGUCCUUCGACCCUGUCAUUGAUCCAGAGGUUAGAAAAAGAUGUAGCAGCAGAGAGGAAUGCAGAACUACAUCUUUUGCCCACAGAUUGGUAAGACACUGCCAACUAAAUUAUAUAAUAAAUUUCUAACUGAAGACGUAAAGAGAAAUGUAUAAUCUGUGUUAUUUUAUAUACUUUAAUCCCAUCUUUUCCUAAAAUGGGGACAGGUUUCAUUUCCUGGUUUUCCUGGUUUCAGAGACUUUAAAUAGUAAAACUGAUGUAGACAGAUUUCUCCCUCCUAUGGCAGACAUCCGAGUCCCUCCCUCCUCAUGCUGUUCCUUUUGGGGGGUGUCUCCUGUCCUCUAGGAGCAACACUGGCUCCAAUCCUGCAAAUACUUGAUCAUAUGGUAUCACACAGUUCUAAAUAAAGAAUUG
Eublepharis macularius is the source of this 4061-nucleotide messenger RNA. RefSeq names its product calcium-activated chloride channel regulator 1-like. Bases 498 to 3329 code for a protein of 943 amino acids. The transcript is spliced from 16 exons. Gene Ontology annotation, molecular function: intracellularly calcium-gated chloride channel activity. Lineage: Eukaryota; Metazoa; Chordata; Lepidosauria; Squamata; Eublepharidae. Gene Ontology annotation, biological process: chloride transport. The record is from RefSeq and is a predicted model, not a curated record.